This is a messenger RNA of Corticium candelabrum, 1472 nucleotides long. Its product is annotated as macrophage mannose receptor 1-like. Gene Ontology annotation, molecular function: signaling receptor activity. The record is from RefSeq and is a predicted model, not a curated record. The transcript has 4 exons. Lineage: Eukaryota; Metazoa; Porifera; Homoscleromorpha; Homosclerophorida; Plakinidae. The coding region runs from base 3 to 1328 and encodes 441 amino acids.
UCAUGUUUUUCGGUGCGUCAUACAUGUUGUUUUUAGUGAUUUCUCUUACUCUUCAAGCUUCGUCUGACGCUACAAGUUGUUUAUCGGGAUGGAGUCUCAAUGAAAAUAGUUGCUAUCGCCAUUUUUCUACUAAGAAGACUUGGGAUGAUGCUGAAGCCGAUUGUGUAACUACAGGCGGCGGACAUCUCGUAUCCAUCACGUCGAACAUUGAGAACAGUUUUGUUUAUAACUUGUCAGGAAAUACAGGAGGAUACAACGUUUGGAUUGGAUUGAAUGACAAAAUUGUGGAGAACUCGUUCGUGUGGAGUGAUGGUACGACUUGUUUAUACAGACAAUGGUCUGGCAAUCAAGCUAGCAACGUUAGCUCAGAAAAUUGCACUAUACUAAGAAGGGCAAACGGUCGGUGGAAUGAUAAGGAAUGUAUUACCAAGUACUACUACGUUUGUGAAACUCCAACGCUGACCACCCAUCCUCCACCUCUUACUUCUGCGUCAUCAAUGCAAUGUCAGUCAGGCUGGACUCGUCGUGGACUGAGUUGUUAUCUUCUCGUUACGAUGCCUAAAACUUGGGAUGCGGCUGAAGAGGACUGCAAUAACAAAGGAGGACAUCUCGCGUCUAUCACAUUUGCGAAAGAGAACUGUUUGGUCUUAAGCUUAAGAGGGAUAUCCAGAUUAGUUAGCAAUGACGCAUGGAUUGGCUUGAAUGACAAAGACGUUGAGAACACAUUUGUAUGGAUCAAUGGCGAACAAAGCACAUUCACAAAUUGGGAUAAUUCAGUUAACGAGCCCAAUGGUAAUGGUGAUUGUAUAAGGAUGGUAUAUGAUGGAACAUGGAGAGACAUAGCAUGUACAAGACAAUUUCCGUACAUUUGCAAGUAUAAUCUAAUGCUCUCUACAACGCAGACACCGACAACUGUGCAAGCUACAACAAUACCCUAUACGUCAGCAAGUGCAACUACCAAGACUUCUAGUACAAACUCUUCUACUGCAUCAGCUUUGUCCAUCACACUUCCAACCACAGUUGCCGCCACUGUGGAUCGUUCGCCUAUAGCUCAUGAAACAAAAUCGAGUUCUUCGAACGAUACAACUUACGUAGCAGUUGGUGCAGCCAUCGGAGUUAUUGUUGUAAUUGCGUCUAUAAUCUUCGUAUUUAUCGUUCGGAGAAGAAAAGCAAGAAAGUUGGAUUUUAACAAAACAGUUCGAUCACAUGCGGCAGGCUCUAAAUGUGGGUCAGCAAAUGAGCCAGAGCUUACCGGUACAGCAACUAUCUCAAGUAGGCGACAUGAAAAGAGCAACAAUUUGUGCGAUGGAAGUACUUUCUAUAUCUAACGCAAACUGGAGCUGCUUAUGGUGUAUAUAUGAUACUUGUUGUUGUUCUAGAAAUAUUGAAUAAUCAGUACUGGGAACCGGCUUUCACGGAAUGGGAACUUUACGGUCAACUUGAACAGCGGCAAUACAGAAAGAUCGACAGAA